AUGCCUUCAGCAAACCCUUCUAACGACCAUGUCGCCAAUUUCACGGCGAAAAAUGGCGCUGCUACCGUCGCGCCGCCCAGCGCUUCCGAAAGCACCGUCCUCGGCCAGGAGUUUACUGCCAGCGUCAUCAAGAGCAUGGGCGAUAAAACGUCACCACGCAUGCGCAAGGUGAUGUCCUCCUUCAUCCAACACAUCCACGACUUUGCCCGCGAAGUUAACCUGACCGUCGACGAGUGGAUGCUCGGCGUCGAGAUGAUCAAUGCCGGCGGCAAGAUGUCCAACGAGACACGCAAUGAGGGCCAGCUCAUGUGCGACGUCAUUGGACUCGAGAGCCUCGUCGACUCCAUCACGUACGCCGAGGCCGUCAAGGCCAACAAGCCACUCACGGCCUCUGCCAUCCUGGGCCCUUUCUGGCGCAGCGACACGCCGACCCGCCCCAACGGGUCCACCAUGACAUUUGAUACCCCCGAGGACGGCGUCGUUGCCUUUAUGCACGGCCAGGUCACCAGCGCCGACACAGGCCUGCCUCUUGCGGGCGCUGUCGUCGACGCAUGGGAGUGCUCCACCAACGGCCUGUACGAGCAGCAGGACCCCAAACAGCAGGAGUACAACCUGCGCGGUAAAUUUGUGACGGAUGACAACGGCCGUUACAGCUUCUACUGUCUGCGGCCGACGCCAUAUCCUGUGCCUGGCGACGGCCCGGCCGGCAAGCUACUGGAUUUGAUGGACCGCCACCACUGGCGACCCGCGCAUAUCCACUUGAUUGUUGAGGCUCCCGGCCACAAGGCGCUUACGACACAGAUCUUCGAUUCCGACUCCAAGUACCUGGAGGACGACUCUGUUUUCGCAGUCAAGGAGAACCUGAAGGUGGACUUUGCGCCGCGCGCCAACGACCCGCAGGCCGAGUUCGAGCUCGAGUACAACGUUAGCCUGGCUCUUGACCCCAAGGCUUAG
Sporothrix brasiliensis 5110 is the source of this 954-nucleotide messenger RNA. Its product is annotated as catechol 1,2-dioxygenase. The coding region runs from base 1 to 954 and encodes 317 amino acids. The transcript is spliced from 2 exons. NCBI's taxonomy places the organism in Eukaryota, Fungi, Ascomycota, Sordariomycetes, Ophiostomatales, Ophiostomataceae. The record is from RefSeq and is a predicted model, not a curated record. Gene Ontology annotation, molecular function: catechol 1,2-dioxygenase activity; ferric iron binding. Gene Ontology annotation, biological process: catechol-containing compound metabolic process.